CGAGGGAGGAAGAGGGAUAGACUUGCAGGAUCUUGUUGACUGUAAUUGCCUGUUCAGCGCUGGCAGUCACAGUUGCAGGCUGCAGCGCGGGGGGCGAGCUGGGAGCGUUGGUCAUGCCGGCCGCAGCACAGAGGAACAGCGCGUGUGGGCACGCCUCCCUCGCCCUGCUGGCCCUGACCCUCACGCUGGCGGCCGCGCGGGCCGAUCUGCACGUCUGCGAGGGGAGCUUCUUCGAGCGCGCGCCGCCGGCCCAUGUCGCCCUGUCCGGGCUGAAGACGGAGUGUCAUGCGUUGGCGGACGGGCGGACCUUCGCGACGCUCCACGACCCGGGGUGUGGGGCCACCAUCUACACGGCCUUCCACCUGAGCCCGAGCAAUGGGUGGGGGAAAGGGGUGGCGCAGGAGGGGGAUGAAGGUGGGACAGAAGACGCUGGUGAAGAAUCCACCGUGUUUGUGCCUGCUCUGUACAAGAGGGGGCAAAAUGCAGCUCCGCCUGCCUUGGCCUCCCCUCUCCAGAAAAUGGACUCUCUCAGUGCAGAGGUGGUAGAGAGCAAGGUCAUACCUCUGUGCUCCAAGACAGGGGGGGACGUGUACGUGCAGACUGGCGUGGGGGGUUUGAACAAGUGCCAGACAGGGGCGGCGUGGACGGCGGCGUGUUGCGCCGUCCCGGAGGGAAGCGGGAGUUUUAGUGUAGGAAUAAUGCAAGGAGAAGGCAAGGAGCUGCAGACGGUGAGCGUGAAGGAGCUGGAGGAGUGGGUGGGAGUCCAGGAGCUAUUUUCAGGGGGUUGUGGGGAGAGUGGAGGCCAGGGAGAGGAGGAGGUGGAUUCGUUCUUGAGAGAGUCACUGGACAGCAGCUGCCAGGACCUGCCCUUGGCUGAGGAGAGCGAGGAGCAGGCAGCAUCCCAUGCCGCGAUGCUCGGAGACGAACCCGACCCCGAGGAGACCUCGGAGUCUGACGAUGGCGGCAUUCUGCUCUAUGUCCUUUCUUCCGUCGCCUCGCUCCUCUGCAGUCCCUUCUUCGCCGUGGCCUCCGCCUUUGCCGACCUCCUCUCUCAGGUCGCGUACGUGCUUCAGGAGGACGCGGCCGUGUUGGCGGCGGUGCCCGGCGACGGCCUCGCUCUGACCCAGAGCCUGGCCUCCGGCGUGGCCUCCGGGGUGGAGGGUGCGUGGGACGUCAUGUACUGCGUGGGUGCGACGGGCGCCGGUUCGGUCUACGCCUGCGCGAGCGCGUUGGGCGGAAUCCUGCUGCUAUCGUUCCAGGAAGGGCUGGCGGGCAUGGCCACGUUGGCGUGCGAUGCCCUGGGGCUGGCGACCGGCACGCUGGAGCGAGGCUGGGAUGUGGGCGGGGCUGUGGUAGGGUGGGCGGGCCAGCAGGUGGGUGAGUACCUGGGCACUGUGGGUUCGGAGCUGAUGCAGCAGACAGUGACAGUGGGAGACGGGAUGGGGACUCUCGCCUGGAGGGGUCAAAGGGGCAUGUGUCACCUGCUUCAGGCACUGGGGGGCAUAAUGGGAGGGUUGCUGGAGAACACCGUAGGGAACGUCCAGGAGGCCUUCGGAGGAGAGUGAGAGAAUGGGACGCGUUUCUUUUUUCCUACAUAUCCAUGUCUGUAUCCUUCCAAGCUUCUGUAUACUGCAUUGUACUAUCAGCAUCUUCCUGUUACAAGACGAGCCGAAUGUGAACGACACAUGGUAAGGCGUCGUUUCCAGCGUAUGGAGCGGCCACGGCGAAAUGGCACCGAGGGAACCGAACUGAACGUAGAGCGUAAAUGUCGCAGCGGCUUGCAGCCUCAUUGGGAGGUCUUAACGAUGUACAGCUACUUCCUGUCGGGUGUGGUCGGGUUAAGGGGCUACUGUUACACUACGGGAGUUAUCAUGAAAAGGUGCUGGUCCUGAAAAGAGAUAGAAAACAUUUGGUGUCGUUGGUGUGAGAAUGCCGUUAUAUAUGAGUGCAUAUAUAUGUGUGUAUUUUUGAGUGUGUUUUGGGGCGUGCUGUGGUAUUUUGAGCCAUGCUGUGUAAUGACUAGUGUAGUCUCCAUUUCUGCAGAAUCAGUUCUCUCCUCCGCCCACCCUCUUUUCUGAGAUUAGCCGGUUGUCAGUGAGUCUUCAUUACAAAUGCAUGUUCCUCCCUCACUGUUCUUCUGACCAGACCUGCCUACCCUCACCUUUUAUGGAAAUGACUCCAGUGCGUAGACAGAGGAAUCUGUAAAUGACUAACCGCAGAGGCGAUUUCAGUGGCAGGGCCACGGGACCUGGAACCAACCAGAAUCCUCUCAGUUCCACACUGACACAGAUCCAUAUGUCCUUGUGGAGCUCGGGACAGCUGGUAUCAGGAUUAUAUUUAACCAUGUGUGGUAUCUGAAUAAAUCCUUGAUUCUCUGA
Molecule: messenger RNA, 2378 nt
Organism: Electrophorus electricus (electric eel)
Lineage: Eukaryota; Metazoa; Chordata; Actinopteri; Gymnotiformes; Gymnotidae
Source: RefSeq, a predicted model, not a curated record